GUUAUUCAGAAGAGAAAGUGAGAGAAAAUGCGAGUAAUGAGAAAAGAAAGUAUUAUAGAGAGAGAGAAAUGCUAGACCUAGAGAGAGAAGAAAGUCAGUGAACUGUGUGUGUGGUGUCUUGCUUUGCUUAGUUGGUUUUUUUGGGUAGGCUCAGUGUCAUUUGUUGUUGUUGCAGGGGCUUGGCAGAUGCGUGUUUUUUUAUCUUUUUAUCUGCUGUAUGAUUCAAUCUAUAAUUUAUUUGUGUAUUUUUUUUCUGUCUGAAAAUGGGUUUGUAGUGGUGAUGCUGAAUGUCUAGUGUAUAUUCAGAGUGGCCUUUCCCUGCAACUUCGAUGUGAUGUAACAAGGAAGCUCGAAAAAAUCGAAAUAAUUGAAAGGCAAAAGGAGAGGAAAAAAAUUAUCUGUUGUCUCUCUCUUUAUCUGUGCAACGGGUCGUUUCCAUGUCGGUGACUCCGGGAAGAGGAGGUAAGGGGAGGUCUCCUCUUCUUCUUCUUUUAAGUGCGUGUACGGACUCAGGCUGCUCAGCUGUGGUCGUGGAAUCAAAGCUUCCAUUUCGAGAACUUGCUUCUCUGUCCUAGCUUUUUUUUGUUUUUUUUUUCGUUGUUUUUUUGGUUGUUUGGGCUUCAAUGGUGGUUGGGUUGGGUGAGGAAUGAGGUGGUUUGCGAGGUCAUCGAUGGCAUUUCGCUUUGGGUUCGUUCUUCUGUGCUUUCUCCUCUGUUUGGCGUUCGGCUCUGUGGUUUCCGACGACGGGGCGACACUGUUGGAGAUAAAGAAGUCAUUUAGGGAUGUUGACAAUGUUCUAUAUGACUGGACUGAUUCACCAUCUUCAGACUACUGUGUUUGGAGAGGUGUAUCUUGUGAUAAUGUCACCUUCAAUGUUAUUGCACUUAAUCUCUCAGGGUUGAAUCUUGAUGGGGAAAUCUCACCUGCAAUAGGAGAUCUCAAGGGGCUACUCUCUAUUGAUCUGAGGGGGAAUCGGCUCUCCGGGCAAAUCCCAGAUGAGAUCGGUGACUGUUCUUCGAUGAGCAGCCUGGAUUUGUCGUUCAAUGAGCUGUAUGGGGAUAUACCAUUUUCCAUUUCAAAGUUGAAACAACUAGAACAACUAGUUUUGAAGAAUAAUCAGCUGAUUGGACCAAUUCCUUCAACAUUGUCCCAAAUUCCGAACUUGAAAAUUUUGGAUCUGGCACAGAAUAAAUUGAGUGGAGAAAUACCGAGGCUUAUAUACUGGAAUGAAGUUUUGCAGUAUCUUGGACUGCGAGGAAACAAUUUGGUUGGUACUUUGUCUCCUGAUAUGUGCCAGUUGACUGGGUUGUGGUAUUUUGAUGUAAGAAACAACAGUUUGACUGGCACCAUUCCGCAGAAUAUUGGCAACUGUACUUCCUUCCAGGUCUUGGACUUGUCCUACAACCGGCUAACAGGAGAGAUUCCUUUCAAUAUUGGGUUCCUGCAAGUAGCGACAUUAUCCUUGCAAGGUAACCAGCUUUCAGGGCAAAUCCCAUCAGUGAUUGGUCUCAUGCAGGCUCUUGCUGUCUUAGAUCUAAGCUGCAACAUGUUAAGCGGACCCAUCCCUCCUAUUCUGGGAAACUUAACUUAUACCGAGAAACUGUAUUUGCAUGGUAACAAGUUGGCCGGAUCAAUCCCCCCAGAGCUCGGGAAUAUGACAAAACUCCACUACUUGGAAUUGAAUGAUAAUCAUCUCACAGGGUCUAUUCCAUCAGAACUUGGGAAGCUGACCGACUUGUUUGACCUAAAUGUCGCUAACAACCAUCUUGAAGGGCCUAUACCUGAUAAUCUUAGUUCAUGUACAAACCUCAACAGCCUCAAUGUGCAUGGGAACAAAUUGAAUGGAACUAUACCACCUGCAUUUGAGAAGCUGGAGAGUAUGACAUAUUUAAACCUCUCCUCCAACAAUCUUCGAGGCUCCAUUCCUAUCGAGUUAUCUCGGAUUGGUAACUUGGACACCUUGGACAUUUCAAAUAACAGGAUUGCUGGCUCCAUUCCUUCUUCCCUUGGAGACUUGGAGCAUCUUCUUAAACUGAAUUUAAGCAGGAACCACUUAACUGGAUGUAUUCCAGCCGAGUUUGGUAAUCUAAGGAGUGUUAUGGAGAUAGAUCUUUCAAAUAAUCAUCUAUCAGGAGUGAUUCCUCAAGAACUUGGUCAACUUCAGAACAUGUUCUCCCUGAGGGUUGAGAACAACAAUUUAUCGGGGGAUGUGACAUCACUGAUCAACUGCCUCAGUCUUACUGUCCUGAAUGUGUCUUAUAACAACCUCGGUGGUGAUAUUCCUACAAGCAAUAACUUCUCAAGAUUCUCACCAGACAGUUUCAUUGGAAAUCCUGGUCUUUGUGGUUAUUGGCUUAGUUCUCCAUGUCAUCAGGCUCAUCCAACAGAGCGAGUCGCAAUAUCUAAAGCAGCUAUUCUAGGGAUUGCUCUGGGUGCCCUUGUGAUUCUUCUCAUGAUCUUAGUAGCAGCAUGUCGGCCACACAAUCCAAUUCCUUUUCCAGAUGGAUCACUUGACAAACCAGUUACAUACUCAACACCGAAGCUGGUGAUCCUUCACAUGAAUAUGGCACUGCAUGUGUAUGAGGAUAUCAUGAGAAUGACGGAAAACUUGAGUGAGAAGUAUAUAAUUGGUUAUGGUGCCUCAAGUACAGUGUACAAAUGUGUUCUUAAAAACUGCAAGCCAGUGGCUAUCAAGAGACUCUACUCUCACAACACACAGUGCCUAAAGGAAUUCGAGACGGAGCUUGGGACUGUCGGAAGCAUCAAACAUAGGAAUCUGGUCAGUCUACAAGGAUAUUCCCUGUCCCCUUCUGGGAACCUACUCUUCUAUGACUACAUGGAAAACGGCAGUCUCUGGGACCUCCUUCAUGGCCCUACAAAGAAGAAAAAGCUUGAUUGGGAAACUCGCCUUCAGAUUGCACUUGGAGCAGCUCAAGGGCUUGCUUACCUUCACCAUGAUUGUAGCCCUCGCAUAAUUCACAGGGAUGUCAAGUCAUCAAAUAUUUUGUUGGACAAGGAUUUUGAGGCUCAUCUCACUGACUUUGGCAUUGCCAAGGUUUUAUGCUCAUCAAAGUCUCAUACUUCUACUUACAUCAUGGGCACCAUUGGUUAUAUAGACCCUGAGUAUGCCCGUACUUCACGUCUCACGGAAAAGUCUGAUGUCUACAGCUAUGGAAUUGUUCUACUUGAGCUACUGACUGGAAGGAAAGCAGUAGACAAUGAAUCCAAUCUCCAUCAUCUGAUCUUAUCCAAAACAACCAACAAUGCUGUGAUGGAGACUGUUGAUCCUGAUAUCACUGCCACUUGUAAAGAUCUUGGAGCGGUAAAGAAAGUGUUUCAACUGGCCCUUCUAUGCACCAAGAAGCAGCCCUCUGAUCGGCCCACCAUGCACGAAGUGACCCGGGUGCUAGGCAGCCUGGUGCCGGCCACUGCACCAAAACAAAUAGCCCUGACCACGACUCCGCCUGCUCCACUUCCAUCUACCAAAGUGCCAUGCUACAUGGACGAGUAUGCCAAUCUGAAGACCCCUCACAUGGUAAAUUGCUCAUCCAGGAGCACCUCAGAUGCCCAACUCUUCCUAAAAUUUGGUGAAGUAAUAUCUCAGACAGUGAGUGAUGAGGCAGUGCAGUAAAAAUAGUCAAAAACUGGGGGAAGCAUCUUGUGAGAAUGUGGUGGGGGGAGGGGGGGAAGAGGCCUAUGUAAGAAUCAAAAUAUGGGAAAUUUGUAUAAAGAUGUGGCACAAUUAUUGUAGCUGAAAAAAAAAGGAAAAAUGGGACAGCUUUUACUGAUAGAUUCAAAAGGUGUAGUGUACCUGAGUUCUUGAAUGUGUAUUGUAUUGUGUCAAAUUAUGGUAGUUGUUUUGGCAUAUCUGAGUGGGGUCAUUGGCAAUUAGGGUUUCAGAUUCUGUAGAGGGUCUCUUGAUAAAGCAAUGCAUUAUAUAUGUGACUACUGACCAGCAAUAAUACACUGUGGAGCCUGGCUGGACCAUAUCUCUUCUGUUUGGAUGUUGAUGGGUCUUGGUACACUCAGCUUUUCUGAUC
Molecule: messenger RNA, 4040 nt
Organism: Vitis riparia (riverbank grape)
Lineage: Eukaryota; Viridiplantae; Streptophyta; Magnoliopsida; Vitales; Vitaceae
Product: LRR receptor-like serine/threonine-protein kinase ERECTA
Exons: 27
Coding region: 647-3631 (994 amino acids)
Biological process (GO): protein phosphorylation
Molecular function (GO): receptor serine/threonine kinase binding; ATP binding; protein kinase activity
Source: RefSeq, a predicted model, not a curated record